Messenger RNA from Danio rerio (zebrafish), 2171 nucleotides. It is a transcript of the gene gsg1l, whose product is annotated as gsg1-like. The record is from RefSeq and is marked validated. Lineage: Eukaryota; Metazoa; Chordata; Actinopteri; Cypriniformes; Danionidae. Gene Ontology annotation, biological process: regulation of cell communication; regulation of signaling; regulation of transport. Gene Ontology annotation, cellular component: asymmetric synapse; synapse; plasma membrane.
AAAGAUGCUUCAGAGAUCUUUCUUACUUGAGUCACGUCUGUCUCCAAGCGAAUGGAUCCACCUCACUUCCUAUGCGCGAAGAUCGAACCUGUCGCUGUCGUUUCGGGCCGGUGAGCAGACUUAAGGUGAGCGCAACCGCUGCGCUUUCCUCAAACCAAUCCAGAUUUUCCAGCCCUUUUUGAAUGAACUCGUUCAAGUGUGAGAGGCACUUGUGUUAAGACUAUGAAGACCACUCGAAAAUGCCGUGCUCUUCUGUCUGUGGGGUUAAAUCUUCUGGCACUCUUAUUCUCAACGACAGCGUUCAUCACGACCUACUGGUGCGAGGGGACUCAGAGGGUCCCUAAACCCAACUGCAGCAAGGACAGACGGCAUAAUUGUAUUGACUAUGGGGUGAACGAGACAGACCCCAGCAAAGUUCACUAUAGCUGGGAAACAGGCGACGAUCGCUUUCUCUUCAGGCAUUUCCACACGGGGAUCUGGUACUCAUGUGAGGAGAAUAUCCAUGGAGGAGGUGAGAAAUGCAGGAGUUUUAUUGAUCUGGCCCCGGCAUCUGAGAGAGGUGUCCUUUGGCUGUCAGUUGUGUCUGAGGUGCUAUACAUCAUGCUGCUGGUCGUUGGCUUCAGUCUGAUGUGCCUGGAGCUUUUUCACUCCAGUAAUGUGAUCGAUGGACUCAAACUGAACGCCUUCGCCGCAGUCUUCACCGUGCUGUCAGGUCUUCUGGGAAUGGUGGCCCACAUGAUGUACACACAAGUGUUCCAGAUUACAGUCAGCUUGGGACCUGAAGACUGGAGGCCUCACACAUGGGACUAUGGCUGGUCAUUCUGUAUGGCCUGGGGCUCGUUCACCUGUUGUAUGGCCGCCUCCGUCACCACCCUCAACUCCUACACAAAGACGGUGAUCGAGUUUCGCCACAAACGGAAGCUCUUUGAGCAAGGCCUACGCGAGGAGCAAACCUUCCUGGACCCCGAGACCUUCCACUACUUCCGUGACAGAUCUGUCCAGUCCAUCUCCAGCUCGGUAGAUGUUUACCCAAGCCACGGAAGCAGCCACGGAAACAGUCGUGGGAAAAUGCGUUCCCCACCGGCUCCAGUGGACCAGGGAGACAACACCGAGUCUCUGGGAGAAGAGCAAUGCUAAGAGGACACACAUCCACAGCUGGCCUUGCUCUGACCAGAAAACUCUAAUCAAAGAAUCCUUGUGAACUAUGAAUGCGAGGGGUCCGAAUGUUAGUUGAAUUCCCUUUUUGGAUGUGACUUACAAGAGUGAAAUGAACAAGAAAAGCAAAGCUGAGCCUUAGUGAAGGGUAAUUGGAGAUUGUAAAUAAAAUCCAGUUGAAAUGGAGCUUUUUUCCAGCCGAAAGAUAGUGGAGGUAUACAGGCAGGUGGGAAAACACAAAAAUGACUUACACACUGCUGGGAAGACUGCUAUAUUCGUACGGAAGCAUCUGUUGGCCCCUCAUUCUGACAGCUAGACAAGCUCUUGAGUAUUUACCGGUUGUACACAGUACAUGAAAUGCCCUCCUCCCUUGAAGAGAUCUGCUUGAAUAUGCCUUCAUGUUACAAACAGCAGAGUACAGUACCGUUUAAUCUUGCCUUUAAUACUGCUGCAGCUGAACACAAGAGAAGCACAGCCAUUUCAGAUACAACAUACACUCUCUGGAAAAUAGGUAUAAAAGCUGUCACGUUUCAAAAGGCAUAUUUUGGUACUUUAUUUUCCCCUGAAGCAUUAAUUAGUACAUUUUCAGUGCACUAAUAUGUAUCAUGUAGGUACUAAUGUAUGCUUUAUGUGUUAAUAUGCUGUCUUUAAGGCAAUAUUAUACACUAUUUAGGGCAAAAUAAAGUACAGUACAGUUACAAAUGUACCUUUUGAAAUGGCUUUUUGUACCUUUUAUCCUUAGAGGAGAUACAAUGUUACUGCCGUUUAUAUUUUUGCCUGUUUCUGUCUUUUGUCAUGCAUUACCAGGUUGAUUAGCAGAAGUCAAUGACAAGAUUAUAACUCCUGUCCUUAAAUCCUUAUUUUCUUUUUUUUUUGUAACAUUUUGAACAAAAUACAUUAAAUGUACAUACAAUGAAUGGAACUCUAUCUAUUAAUGAAUGUACUAAAUUGUAUAUUUAUCUAUGUAUGCACUAUAAUCGUGUCUUUUUCAUAUGAUAAAUGAGGUACAAAAUUGU